Molecule: messenger RNA, 2583 nt
Organism: Prorocentrum cordatum
Lineage: Eukaryota; Dinophyceae; Prorocentrales; Prorocentraceae
Source: the annotation of a GenBank genome assembly
AUGGCGCGGGCCAUGCCGCCGAGCCCCUCUGCCCAGCCUCCGACCCUGCAGGCGGCGCUGGCUGUGGGCGGCGGGCGCAACGCCUGGGGCGCCCCGGACGAGGAGCCCGGGCGCAGCGCCGAGCCCCAAGACCCGGAGGCGCAGCACGGCGCAGAGGCGCGGCCGUCGGCGCAGCCGCGGAGCAGCGCCGUGCAGGGCGCGGGGGCCUCGCGCCAGAGGGUCAUGGCGCAGAUCCGCGGCGCACGCAUGAUCCGGAAGUUCAAGGACUUCCUGAAGGAGCCGGAGGCGGACGCCGAGGACGAGCUCCUCGACGGGUUCCGGCCGCCGUGGCAGGCGCCGAGGCCGCAGGAGGCGGGCCUCCGCCAGGUGGCGUGGCAGGAGCCCGCGGGCCCGCAGGACGGGGCGCCGCUCGCCGGCGGCCCCGGCUCGCAGGGCUUCCACGAGCUCCUGCAGCGGCUCGCGGCCGUGCACGACUCGGAGGUGGAGGAGAGGCGCGCGCGCUGCGCGUGGACAGCGCCGCCCCGCGGGCGCAGCUCGGGCCGCGGGGCCGGGCCCUGGCCACGGCGGGCGCGGCGCUCCCCGGCGGGGGCGGCAGCGCUGCGCGCCGCUCCACCUGUUUUUGUGCUCAUGCCAUGCUCCGCUUCCCUGCAGGAGGGCCUCGGGCCCACGGCGGCGGCGGCCCGGGCAGAGCCGCACGCCGGCCCCGGCGCCGGGACCCCGGUGCUGGCCAUGGUCGCCGAGGACUUGGACGGCGACGACCCCCGCUGCUCCUCGGGCGAGCGGCACGACGAGGGCGGUCGGGCGUCGGAGCUCGUGGGCGGCAGGGAGCACCACGCCACGUCCGGGCAGGAGUUCACGCUCCAGGCCCACUGGCUGAAGCCGGCGCACUCGAAGGACUGUUCCACCAGGUCUGUCGCCAACGAGGCGUCGUACAUGGGCAUGAACUCCAUCUGGGGCGGGGUGACGGUGGAGCCGGACUCGGAGGACAUGGAGUCCCAGAAGGGCUCCAAGAGGUGGUUCCCGCAGUAUCCCAACAGCCAGUCGCGCAUCCUCUGGGACUGCGUGGCGGCUAUUCUGGUGAUCUACGACGUCGUCAUGCUUCCGCUGGCGGUCUUCAAGUUUCAGAAGAAUGACUUCGUGAUAUCGAUGGACUGGAUCACGCUGAUCUUCUGGACGAUCAACAUGCCAGCCUCCCUGUGCGUUGGCUACGUGGCCCAUGGGCACAUGGUGAUGGACAUGCGGAGGAUUCUGCUGCACUAUUUGAAGACCUGGUUCAUCCUGGACGUCCUCAUCCUCGUGCCGGAUUGGACAUUCAUCAUCAUCAACGAAGGAGGCGAGGACGUAAACUCGGUCGGCCAGAGCCACACCGGGGUGGUGCGCAUUCUUCGUUUGAGCCGCAUGGCACGGCUGGUGCGCCUGAUGAAAUUGCGGAGGUUCCUCCAGAGCGUCUACUACGCAAUCGAGAGCGAAUACGUCAGCAUCCUGAUUCACAUCGUGCAGAUGAUAGCGCUCGUGCUGGCAUUCUGCCACAUGAUUGGGUGCAUGUGGUUUCUCGUCAGUGACACGCAGGACGGGAAGCCAACCUGGGUGAACGUCCACGGCUACGAUGAGGAAGACUGGCCGUACCAAUAUGCGCUCGCAUUCCACUGGUCGAUCACGCAGUUCACCCCGUCGACGAACGACAUCGCCCCGAAGAACAUGGCUGAGCGGGUCACGGCCAUCUGUGUGGUGGUCUUCGCGCUGGUGGGUUUCGCCUACAUCGUCGGCAGCAUCACUGGGUCGCUAACGCAGCUCCGCAGCUUAUCGGAGGGGAGUGCGAAGAUGUUCUGGGACCUGCGCCGCUACCUGACCCACUUCCGCGUGCAGCCCACGCUGGCACUCCGGAUCGAGAAGUACUUGGAGCACGCGUGGGCGCGGCAGCAGAAGGGUAUCCACUCGAACAGGGUGCGGUUGCUGGCAAUGCUCUCGGAGCCACUCAGCCGGGAGCUUGACCUGGAGAUCUACAUGCCGAGCUUGAAGGUGCACCCGCUCCUCCUCAACCUCAGCGAGGCCAGCCCGCUCACCAUGCAGCGCGUCGCGCACUCGGCCAUCCGGGAGAACAAGGCGGCGCGCCACGACCUGCUCUUCGUGCCCAGCGAGCCCGCCGUGAACAUGUUCUUCAGGGUGUCCGGCAAGCUCUGGUACCAGCCGAACGGGGAUCAGGUGGGCACGAUGGUGAGCCAGGCUGAUGAAGGUUGGGUGGCCGAGCCGGUGCUGUGGGUGCACGCCUGGGAGCACAAGGGCGCGCUCACGGCCGCCACCGACGCCGACCUGCUGCUGGUCGACCCGGUGCAGUUCAGCCUCGUGGUGACGCGCAGCCCGCGCUCCUACGAGAUGGGCGUGCAGUACGCGAGGGCGUUGGUGCAGUGGCUGAGGCUGCACGCGCAGGGCGAGGCCAGCACAUCCACGGGCGAGGUGCUCCGGCGGGCGGACCUCGCCUCGAACGGCUUCGAGCAGAUCUGGAUGCAGGCGGCCAAGGUCAACUGGUCGAACAACCUGCACCUCGGUCGAACGAAGUCAAGACUAGGCCUGCGCGGUUUUUAG